This is a messenger RNA of Lagenorhynchus albirostris (white-beaked dolphin), 2787 nucleotides long. RefSeq names its product interferon regulatory factor 8 (gene IRF8). The coding region runs from base 627 to 1940 and encodes 437 amino acids. Gene Ontology annotation, biological process: immune system process; regulation of transcription by RNA polymerase II. Gene Ontology annotation, molecular function: DNA-binding transcription factor activity, RNA polymerase II-specific; RNA polymerase II cis-regulatory region sequence-specific DNA binding; protein binding. Gene Ontology annotation, cellular component: nucleus. The record is from RefSeq and is a predicted model, not a curated record. NCBI's taxonomy places the organism in Eukaryota, Metazoa, Chordata, Mammalia, Artiodactyla, Delphinidae. The transcript is spliced from 9 exons.
UGGGGUGGCUGGAGUGUCCAAAACACACACACACUUCUUGCUUUACGGACCAGGAUGGCUCUGGAUGUGACCGUGUUCUUAGGGACGUUAUGUCUUGUCACUGGUGAUUGUUUCAAAUUCGUUGGCCCGAAGCGGUCACAUUUUAAUCGGAAGAACUGAAAUGCUGAUUUUUUUGGGGUGGGCGUCUGUCCAACCGCCUAGGGGAUUUCCACCCUGUUCUUGUAAACGUGGGCUGUGAGUCGAUACGGCACGGUCGCGCUCUCUUUCUCUGUGCUGUUGGGAAAGCUGUCUGCUCUGGCUAGAAUGUUCUUCCCAAGGGUGUCUUUGGGCGCCCGGGGUGUUGAGGCCCCCAGAUUCUUGUGCAUUCUGGGAGAGGCUAGCUUUGCUCUGUUCUGUCACUGCGGUUUUUUUCCUCACUCUUGUCCUCUAUCUCCCAGUUUGUCAUAAGAGUUCCUGAGGAGGAAAGUUGGGACAGUAGUAACAUGUGUUGUUUAAAGAGAAUCUUCUCAGGUCCAGGCACUGUGUGAGGUGCUGUGUAUGUGUCGUCUGAGUCCUCACCAUGACAACGCCCGGUAUCUGCACUUAUCCUGGUGUGUCAGCCAGCGUACCUGACACUCCGAGGUUAAAUGACGAUCCAGGCUCACCCAGCUGAGAGAUGGAUGUGUGACCGCAACGGCGGCCGGCGGCUGCGGCAAUGGCUGAUUGAGCAGAUCGACAGUACCAUGUACCCAGGGCUGAUCUGGGAGAACGACGAGAAGAGCAUGUUCCGGAUCCCUUGGAAACACGCUGGCAAACAGGAUUACAACCAGGAAGUGGACGCCUCCAUCUUCAAGGCCUGGGCCGUUUUUAAAGGGAAGUUUAAGGAAGGGGACAAGGCCGAGCCGGCCACAUGGAAGACGAGGUUACGCUGUGCUUUGAACAAGAGCCCGGAUUUUGAGGAAGUGACAGACCGGUCCCAGCUGGACAUUUCUGAACCGUAUAAAGUUUACCGAAUCGUCCCCGAGGAGGAGCAAAAAUGCAAGUUAGGCGUGGUGGCCCCCAGUUGCAUUAGUGAAGCCACAGAGAUGGAGUGCGGUCGCUCCGAAAUCGACGAGCUGAUCAAGGAGCCUCCCGUGGACGAUUACAUGGGGAUGGUCAAAAGGAGCCCCUCCCCGCCCGAGGCCUGCAGGAGUCAGCUCCUCCCGGACUGGUGGAUGCAGCAGCCCAGCGCAGGCCUGCCGCUGGUGCCAGGGUACAGCACCUACGACGCGCACCACGCAGCCUUCUCCCAGAUGGUCAUCAGCUUCUACUACGGGGGCAAGCUGAUGGGCCAGACCACCACCACGUGCCCCGAGGGCUGCCGCCUGUCCCUGGGCCAGCCCGGCCUGCCCGGCGGCAAGCUGUGUGGGCCCGAGGGCCUGGAGCUGGUGCGCUUCCCGCCGGCCGACGCCAUCCCCAGUGAGCGGCAGCGGCAGGUGACGCGGAAGCUGUUCGGGCACCUGGAGCGCGGCGUCCUCCUGCACAGCAGCCGGCAGGGCGUGCUGGUCAAGCGGCAGUGCCAGGGCCGCGUGUUCUACAGCGGCAACGCCGCGGCGGGCAGGGGCGGCCCCAACAAGCUGGAGCGCGACGAGGUGGUCAAGGUCUUCGACACCAGCCAGUUCUUCCGAGAGCUGCAGCAGUUCUACAACAGCCAGAGCCGGCUUCCCGACAGCAGGGUGGUGCUGUGCUUCGGAGAGGAGUUUCCAGAUAUGACCCCGUUGCGCUCCAAGCUCAUUCUCGUGCAGGUCGAGCAGCUCUACGUCCGACAGCUGGUGGAAGAGGCUGGGAAGAGCUGCAGCGCCGGCUCCAUGAUGCAGGCUCCCGAGGAGCCCCUGCCAGACCAGGUCUUCCGCAUGUUUCCAGAUAUUUGCGCCUCACACCAGAGACCUUUUUUCAGAGAAAACCAACAGAUCACAGUUUAAGUCUCUCUCUUGGGCACCCCGCCCCGCCCACAUCUAGAAUUUCAUUAUUACAAUUACUGUCGUAAUUAUUUAAGGAUGUGGAUCCCUCUGACCUGGGGUGGAAGGCUUUACCCCUGCUCUUCAUUUAGUAAGGGCGUCCUCUGAGGACUUGACAGGGAAACAGAGCCGUGCCCCACUUCUGCCGUUCAGGUGUAAGCGUCGAAACUCGCACCAGACGCUCUGGAGGCUGUAACGAUAACUUGUGAUUAAAACAUUUAUUUCCUGCAUUUUCCCCUAAUUACCAUUAGUUGCUAUGAUUCUUUCAGUAUUUGGGGAUACUUGAUAUUUCCAAAGACCUGGCAUUCAAUUUUAUUAGCAAAUAGCUGUUUCCAGAACAGAAAUCUGGAGUAGAAGAUCAGUUUAACUUUGGUUAGAGCUAUAGAGUUAUCAUUUCAUAUGCUUGAUUCAGUGAAGUGUCUUCUUUUAAGCAUGUUAAUAAGAUUUAAAGACACCUGGAUACCGGCCUUCCUUUAAUAAGUGAAAGCACAACGCUUGGGUUUUUAGAAGAACGCAUCGUCUUCCUAGAAUUUGGUGCCAGGAGAGCAUUUCCAUUGCCAGGUGAACUGGUGUGUUUUCAUCUUCAGACAAUGAAAACUUUCCUUUGGGGCCUUUGUUGCCAGGAAGCUUAGAGCUAAGUUUAUUUUUUCAUUUCUGUAAUUAAAUCAUCUGACAUACCUCUCUCUUCUUCAUUCUAAAUGGUUUUCACCUGUUUUUAAAAUAUUUGUACUUUUAAUGGCCCUUUUUGAGUUAAUUGUCCUAUUGUAAACUGCCUUGAAUCUUUUUUUUUAUAAAGUGGGCAGGAUGUAAA